AUGGAGAGUAAGGAGAUCGCCUCGACUCGCGUUGCGGCCGUCGUUGACGACGAUCUGGCCGUCAAAGGCUCUGAUCGUAGCGAUGUGGAUUCGACAAACAUCCAAUCUUCGCCGGUGUCCGUAACGCCUAAACAGACCUGGAGGUCGUAUUUCUGGGACACUUUUGACAAGUCCCCCGAGGAGAGGCGUUUCUUGUUCAAGCUGGACGCCAUCAUCUUGACAUUCGCGUCUCUGGGGUACUUCAUCAAGAACCUCGACCAGGUCAACGUCAACAGCGCCUUCGUGUCCGGUAUGAAAGAGGAUCUGGGCUUGUACGGAAACCAGCUCAACUACAUGAUCAUGUCUUGGACGGUUGGCUAUGUCAUCGGCGAAGUUCCUAGCAACAUGUUGCUAACCAAGGUUCGGCCUUCGAUCUGGAUACCGACUUGCGAGGUGGUAUGGUCUGUCCUGACAAUCCUACUCGCCAAAUGUACAAACGCCCAACAAAUUUACGUUCUGAGAUUCUUCAUCGGACUUGCGGAGAGUGCGUUCUAUCCUGGAAUGCAGUAUGUGAUCGGGAACCGAAAAGACGAGCUCGCCAAGAGAAGCUGUAUUUUCCACGCUAGCGGCGCGAUAGGCUCCAUGUUCUCUGGCUACCUUAUGGCGGCAGUCUACAGGCUCAACGACGUCAACGGCUUCCGUGGUUGGCAAUGGCUUUUCAUCAUCAACACCGUCAUCUCGCUCCCCAUCGCGAUAGCGGGAUAUUUCUUCUUCCCGGACGUUCCCGAAAUCACACGCUCUUGGUGGUUGACAGAGGAUCAGAUUAAGCUGGCAAGGAAACGGAUGGAGCUAGAAGGCCGCGCCAACAGAGGGUCCUACACGAAGGCCAAGUUCAAGAAGAUAUUCACCUCGUGGCAUAUAUACUCCCUGGUGUUUUUAUACAUCUUCUUCAACAACGGUCUCGGCUACGGUGGGCAGCCGGCUUUCGCAAUCUGGCUGAAGCAAGAAGGUUACAGCAUCACCGCCAUCAACUCCUAUCCCACUAUCGCUUCGGGCAUUGCCGUUAUCUUUACGUACAUUUACGCGUGGACGUCCGAUUCCGUCUUCAAGGGUGCUCGCUGGCCGCCUAUGAUGUUUUCGGGGGUGGUGAAUAUUAUCACCAACGCAAGUCUCGCCGCCUGGAACGUCCCGAACGGCUGGAAGUGGUUCUGCUUUGUCGUGGGAACUAUCGGAGGCGGAAUCAGCGGACUGACUUUCGCGUGGGCCCACGAGAUCUGCAGCGACGACAACGAGGAGCGGGCGUUGGUAGUCGGAGCCAUGAACGAGAUGGCGUACGUGAUCCAGGCAUGGCUGCCACUCAUUAUCUGGCAGCAGGUGGAAGGCCCGCAUUAUCGUAAAGGUUACAUUACCAUGGUGUUUUUCGGAGCCAGCCUUAUCGCCACUGCGCUGACGAUCCGGUUCCUACAUCACCGAGAACGCGCCUCGAAAGCUCGAGAGGCUAGCAUCGAAUAG
Durotheca rogersii is the source of this 1491-nucleotide messenger RNA. Its product is annotated as MFS general substrate transporter. The transcript is spliced from 4 exons. The record is from RefSeq and is a predicted model, not a curated record. NCBI's taxonomy places the organism in Eukaryota, Fungi, Ascomycota, Sordariomycetes, Xylariales, Xylariaceae. Bases 1 to 1491 code for a protein of 496 amino acids. Gene Ontology annotation, molecular function: transmembrane transporter activity. Gene Ontology annotation, biological process: transmembrane transport. Gene Ontology annotation, cellular component: membrane.